UUUUUUUUUUGUCUAAAACAUAUAUAAGAAAGAAGGCAUUUUUACAAUAUGUUUCUCUCUCUUUUCCUUAUUCUUUUUAAUUGACAUCAAAUGUUCAAAUACUAUCUAAUUUACGCGCUUGUUUUUUCAAUCUUUAUCCUUACUUCUGAAGCGGGAAGCUACCAUCGCCAGACUCCAAAGAAACGAUCCCCACUUUUGAAGAGAGAAGACUGUGAUAUCUCUUGUAAUGGUGAACUUGCUAAUUGUGCAGACCGAUGUUAUAGUUCUAGGAUAGGCAGAGAAAAAGGCAGAGAUGCUAUAAAGGUUGUAUGUCAGUCUAGCAUGUGCUAUUGUGGAUUUGAAGCUGGUGAUGAUCGAUAAGUUUGUUAAGUUAUUCCUUUUUUUUUUUCUAUUGCUUGUACCUUUCCUUUUUUAAAAAUAAAGAUCCUAUUUUUUACAUCUCCUUUUUACUAUAUCGAAU
Molecule: messenger RNA, 460 nt
Organism: Rhizopus microsporus ATCC 52813
Lineage: Eukaryota; Fungi; Mucoromycota; Mucoromycetes; Mucorales; Rhizopodaceae
Exons: 1
Coding region: 91-360 (89 amino acids)
Source: RefSeq, a predicted model, not a curated record